AUGUCUAAGAAAUCCAAUCCUAGAGUCUCGUUCCUUACCUUCAAUACCUGGGGUUUAAAAUGGGUGUCUAAAUUUAGAGAAGAGAGAUUGCGUGCUAUUGCCGACGCUAUUUGUGGGCAUCCUGGGUAUGUUGAGAGCUUACAAGGUGCUGCCACUGUGUUUGGAGACGGUUCUCUAUCAAAUGAAUACGAUAUCAUCGCCUUGCAAGAAAUUUGGUGUAAGAGUGAUUGGGAUUAUAUCGUGGAGAAAUGUGGUCAUUUGUAUCCUUACAACAGAAUAUUUUACUCUGGUAUCCUGACAGGACCAGGGUUAGCGAUAUUAUCUAAGAUUCCAAUUGAGUCUACUUUCUUAUAUCGUUUCCCUAUUAAUGGGAGACCAAGUGCUUUCUUGCGUGGGGAUUGGUACGUUGGGAAAUCUAUUGCCAUCACGUUAUUGAAGCCAGUCGUUGAAGGCUCGACACCUUUAGCUAUCAUGAAUAGCCAUAUGCAUGCCCCAUACUCACUGACUGGGGAUGCUAAUUACCAUUGCCAUAGAGCUUGCCAAGCAUGGGAUUUUAGUAAAUUGGCUAACUUAUAUAAGAAAGCCGGUUAUGCUGUUGUAAUUGUGGGUGAUUUAAAUUCAAGACCAGGAUCUUUACAACACAGAUUUUUAACGGAGGAAACCAAUUUAAUAGACUCUUGGGAACAAUUGAAGGGCAAACAGGAUAUCACAGAAAUUGCAAGUUUGCCUCCUCUGGAACAGUUGAAAGAAGGUUGUUGUACUUGUGAUUCUACUUUAAAUACAUGGAGACCGAAAUGCAAGCCAACUGAUGCAUGUCGUUUGGACUAUGCAUUGAUCGAUGGUGAAAAACUACGUACAAUCGAUGCUGGUGUCAGAUUCACAGAAAGAUUGCCCAACAUAGGUAGUUACUCAGAUCAUUUUGCGUAUUCAUGUACACUGGAAAUAGCUUUCCAAGAUUCUUCGAUCGUUGGAUCGAGUGAAGAGACUUUAGACAACUAUACCAAUACGGAAAUGAGUACAUUAAAGCAUAGGAUUGCAAAUUACAAUGAGUUAGUCGAUGUCAUCGAUACAUACAUGAACACGGCAAGGAAUCAAAAAUUCUAUAGAGGAUUACAUUUUGUUUUAUCAAUAGUUGCCCUAGUGUUUCUUCUUGUUAAAUCAUUUGACAAGAAUAGUUUAAUUAGGAGCAACUCAUCAUGGUUAACAUUCAUAUGGAUACUGCUGGUUAUUGCAAUUUCCGCAACUGGUACAAUUGAUGGUUUAAUCUCAUUUUUAUUUGGAAGAAAAGAAAUAAGAGCACUCACUGAGGUUAAAUAUGAAGUUCUUGAUGCUAAGUGCUCCUUAAGUAAAGCAACUAAGAAGCAAUUAUAA
Tetrapisispora phaffii CBS 4417 is the source of this 1371-nucleotide messenger RNA. It is a transcript of the gene ISC1, whose product is annotated as inositol phosphosphingolipid phospholipase. Gene Ontology annotation, cellular component: cytoplasm. The transcript has a single exon. The coding region runs from base 1 to 1371 and encodes 456 amino acids. The record is from RefSeq and is a predicted model, not a curated record. NCBI's taxonomy places the organism in Eukaryota, Fungi, Ascomycota, Saccharomycetes, Saccharomycetales, Saccharomycetaceae. Gene Ontology annotation, molecular function: sphingomyelin phosphodiesterase activity.